This is a messenger RNA of Caenorhabditis elegans, 3080 nucleotides long. It is a transcript of the gene oga-1, whose product is annotated as protein O-GlcNAcase. The transcript has 12 exons. Gene Ontology annotation, molecular function: [protein]-3-O-(N-acetyl-D-glucosaminyl)-L-serine/L-threonine O-N-acetyl-alpha-D-glucosaminase activity. Bases 53 to 2671 code for a protein of 872 amino acids. NCBI's taxonomy places the organism in Eukaryota, Metazoa, Nematoda, Chromadorea, Rhabditida, Rhabditidae. The record is from RefSeq and is marked reviewed.
AGAGUGAAAGUUGAUGACAACAUUUCCCGAUUAAGUAUUGACUGUGAACACGAUGGAGCAAACAGAAAGCUUCGAUCGGCGAAAGGCUGUGCAAAACAGCAAGUACAUUUGUGGAGUUGUUGAAGGCUUCUACGGACGUCCAUGGACCCCAGAACAGCGCAAGCAUCUCUUCAAACGUCAAAACCAAUUAGGAUUGACGACGUAUCUCUACGCACCCAAAGAUGAUAUAAAACACCGUUCUCUUUGGAGAGAACUAUAUAAUAAUGAAGAAAUGACGUAUCUUCGAAAUCUAGUGGAAAGCGCAAAGGACAACAAUGUUAACUUUGUGUAUGCAAUCUCGCCGGGAAAAGAUAUACUCUACAGUUCUGAUGAAGAAAUGGACACUUUGAAGAACAAACUCGAUCAAGUUCGAUCAGUUGGAUGUGAUUCGUUUGCUGUACUCUUUGAUGACAUCGAAGUACAAAUGCAAGACGAGGAUCAGAAACAAUUUACGUCUUUCGCCCAUGCACAAGUUCACAUCGCCAAUACCAUAUUCAAGUACCUCAACACAAAAACAUUCAUGUUUUGUCCAACGGAAUAUUGCGAGUCACGAGCGGUUCCGACGUUAGAAAGCUCUCAAUAUUUGAAUACCAUCGGAGAACAGCUAGCAGGAGACAUCCACAUUAUGUGGACAGGACCUCGUGUAAUCUCCCGAUAUCUAACUGUGGAACAUUUGGCUCGAGUGGGAAGUGUAAUGCGUCGGAAACCGCUUAUCUGGGACAACUUGCAUGCAAACGACUAUGAUUUGAAAAAGAUAUUUAUGGGACCAAUGAUGCAUCGGUCUGUCAAAAUUAAGGAGUUCACGUCUGGAUUGUUGUCCAACCCAAAUGGAAGAUAUGAAGCAAAUUUUGUUCCAUUCCAUACUUUAUCAGAUUGGAAUGCCGCUGAUCGAGAUUUGCGAGAGAGUGAGUGUUGCGAAGCGCUGCUUGUGGCUCGUAUUAAGACAACUUCAGAUGAGAGCGGAAUAUCAAGUCGUAAUGGUGUUAUAUUAAACAUUGACUGCAACACCGAAACCAUAUAUGUUCCUGAAGUGUCUCUCGUGAAUGCUGUGUCGACGUGGAUUGAUGAAUUUAUUACGCCAUCCGUCACAAAUGCACCACAGCCACCUCAAUUGACUGCAGAUGUUGCUGGGUAUGUACCAGAUCGUCGUGAAUGUGUUUGGCUUUUGGACUUGCCGGAAACUCAUGGAGUCAUUCGCCCGGAACCUGUUAUGCCCGCCGAGAUUGCAACUGAAAAUAUCAUUCAGUCGGCGGUUGCACCGGAAGAGCCUGUGCCUUCUGAGUUAAAUUCUCUGGCAGCCGAGUAUUCACAGCCUAUGGAAACGGAAGAUCCUGUGGAGAGCCAGGAAGAUGAGUCAAUGGUAUCAGUCGAUGAAGACGUCAGCGCUCCUGUUGUACUUCCUGGCCUAGCAACUACAGCUGAGGAAAUAAGAAAUCAAAGACUAUCACUGCUAUGUGCAACUUGUGAAAUGUACUAUCUGCCAUUUGAGAAUGGACCACGAGUUCAAAGCAUGUUCAAGGACUUCAGGUGGCUUAUGCAGAAUGCAUCCGUUAUGAAGAAAAGUUUUAAAGAGAUAGAAACUUUGGAUCCUCUGCAAUCGGAAUGGCUAGUGAAAUAUGAUGGUGUCAACGAGUUCCUCACAAGCGCGAUCGACUCUUUUUUUUUCAUUACACAAGCACCAAACAAGGCAAUCCUGUCAGAGAUUGUGCCAUAUGCGUUUGAUGCCCACAGUUGUUGUGUUUUACUCAUCGCAGUUGCACGUUGGAUGAUGCAGGGAAAUGCAUUGGAUAAUCCCGAAAAUAACUUGUUCGAGGAUUUUGGUUCCACUGAAGAAAGAUGGAUCAAUCAAAAUGGAUUUAGAAGCGAAACGAUGAGAGUAUUGAAUGUUGUGGAUGACAUUGAAGUUCUGUUAAGCAAUAAAAUCUUUCUACCACUUUGCAUGUUUUGCUUUGACAUCCGGCCAUUUACCAUUGCCGACAAAGAAUACAUAUCUGGGAUGGUCACCGUCAUGCUUACAACUAACCAAGAGCUUCUUCAUCGACGUGCCACCAACUUUGCGGAUCGCAACAUUAUUCCAUUCCUGUGUAGUGGUGCCGAGCACAAUUUUCUUUGUGAAAAAGUUGACGAAACUGGCCACAAAGUACGUCCAGUCUGCUACGCAUCAGCUCACUUCGAUGGCACCUUGUUCUCCAACUUCUUAAUUACGUACAAAGAAAAACUGAAAGAAAAGUACAGAGGCCUCAUUGAAGAUUCGAAGAUAGGAUCAACAAAGUUGACCGAUGAAUAUAUUGAGUUUAUUCAAAACAGCCAGACUCCAAUGGAUAUAGAGGAAUGGUAUCCAAAGAUUCCAGAUCAAAUAUUCGAAAACUAUCCCGCCUGGGUGGAAACAUAUUUUGGCAUGGACGCUAGUGAUGCUCAUCCAAUGAGGAAAGUGAUUCAAGUAGUGGCUGUUACGUUGGCGAUGAAUGGGUCGCGUGGAUAUUUCCUAACCGUAGCCAUUGACGACAUUGAACGUCAGAAAUAUUUCCUGGAACUCGGGCUCACCGACUUAGGUCUAUCCAUAUGCCAGAGAUUCCGAAUAUUCGGUCAAACUUUGCGCUCCACAUCCCGACAGUCUUCUACUUCAGAGUGAACAAUUUCUUAAACAGCGACUGUAUAAAUUAUAAAUUUAAAUGUAUACAUGUAUCAUGUUAUCACAUUUUUUUUUCUUUUCUUUUUUUAUUUUCAUAUGUAACCUAGUCAAAUUCAACGAUUUUGUUCCAACCGGGAUAUUUCACAAUUUGUGUCACUUCAAUUUCCGUUUUAUUGCCUUUUCUUUCUUUCCAUAAACGAAACUUUUUUCUGUUCAAUCAACCUGGUAAUACUUCUUUCCCGUUAUGGCUGGUUAUUUAUUUGCACUUUUUAUAACAAAUCAUGCCACAUGAGAUGUUUCGUUUGAUGUACCCACUUGCACUUCCAUUCACGUUUUUCAUUGCUUAAAAUUUAAGAAAUUUAAUUCGAAAAAUUGUUAUAAAAAAGAGUUCAAUAAAUUUUAUUGGAUU